Molecule: messenger RNA, 3210 nt
Organism: Magnolia sinica
Lineage: Eukaryota; Viridiplantae; Streptophyta; Magnoliopsida; Magnoliales; Magnoliaceae
Product: actin cytoskeleton-regulatory complex protein PAN1-like
Exons: 10
Coding region: 162-2819 (885 amino acids)
Molecular function (GO): protein binding
Source: RefSeq, a predicted model, not a curated record
UCUGCUUUAGGCGAGAUUGUAAUCUUCUAUCGCAGCGGCAGACCAGGCAGACCAGCGGCAGAGGAGUCGUAGAAGUUGAGGAAAGAAAAAAAUAAAGAAAGAGAAGAAAGGGGUUUCUUGCCUCUGAGAGAGAGGGAAAGAGAGGGGGAGAGAGUGAGAGAAUGAGCAACGGAGGCGGCAGCAGCAGCAGCAGCAACGGGAAGAUUAUGAAUGGGGUGUCUUCGAUUCCGGCAGCAUCGAGGAAGAUGGUGCAGAGCUUGAAAGAGAUUGUGAACUGCCCAGAUCACGAGAUCUACGCCAUGCUAAAAGAAUGUAACAUGGACCCCAACGAAACCGUCAAUCGACUCCUUGCCCAAGAUCCCUUUCAUGAGGUGAAGAGCAAACGGGAAAAGAAGAAGGAGAUAAAGGAAACCACAGAAUCCAGGUCUCGAGGUGUGAGCAGCGCCACAAAUCGUGGAGGUAGGGGUGGCAUGGACCGUAAUGCUGGACGCAGUGGCUCUGCUCAAUUCAGCUCAAAUGAGCCUGGAGUUACGCGUGGUAAAGCUGCAUACAAGAAAGAAAAUGGGGCAAGUGCUAUUCCGAGCUCAUCUUCUGCAUCUGGUAUUGCAGGACAUAAUACUAAUCGCAAGUCUACAUCUCUGAGUGAUUCUGUUUCCGCGGAAAACACAGUACCGAUGAUGGGCUCACCUGAUAUCAUCCCUUUCUCCUCACAACCUUCUCCAGGAUUUCAACCUGCCUGGAUGGGAGUACCUGGACAAGUUUCAAUGGCUGACAUUGUGAGGAUGGGCAGGCCACAUGGCAAGGCUUCCAAUGUGUCAGCUGCGUCAACUGAGACUUCCUACCCGCCACAUAAUGCAAAUGUGUCCAGUACAUCACCACACAGUGUCAAACAUCCCCCAGUUUCCAUGCCUCUACCAUCAGAAUCAUACCAUGAUUUACAUUCUACUCAAGAUCCUGCUUCAAAGGUUUCAGAGAUAAUUCCCGAUCAAGGCAUUGCUGUGAACCAACAUAUCUCUUGCGACGAAUGGCCCUUGGUUGAGCAGUCACCUGGUGUAAGUGGGUCAUCCGUUGCGGAUUCUGCCGGUGCUUCUGUGCUUUAUGCUGAGCCACCAUCUUCAUCUACCUUGCAUGUUGAUAGAACAACUUUGCAUCUAAAUUCUCGGCUUGAUGAGGUCCAAGUCACAGAGGGAAUUGUUGCUAUUGACAAUCUAACUGCUGAGGCAUCUGAUAGACAGUUACAGGGAGAUGAUUCGGGAGGGGGAUCUCAUUUUGAUGAUAACUCAUUUGAAAACAGAAGUUCAUACCAGCCUCAGAGGCUUGCAUUUGAACAUCAGGAAGAUUAUCCUGUACCUUCUUCAGUUGAAGAUGUUGGUGUCACAGUAUCAUCAGCUGCUGCAAGCUUACAGCAACUAAGUUUACAGAAAGGAGAAGUAGGUGCACGUGCUGCAGAGGGUAGCCCUGCAGUCAUAAUUCCAGAUCAUCUGCAGGUCCCAACUGCGGACUUCUCGCAUUUGAGCUUUGGUAGCUUUGGAUCUGGUCUCAAUCCUACAUUUUCCGGAUCAUUUGCAUCAAAGGCCCUGAAGAGUAACUUGGAGGAACCAUCUGUAGCAGAUGCUCCUCCCGUUGAAUCCUCAGAUACCAGAAAUCCUGAGUACUAUGGCAAUGAGCAACUGAGACCUGCCUCAAAUGAGAAUGUGGAUUCACCUUCGUCUUCACAACCUGAGGUUGUAAAACAUGAUAACCCUGUAGAAGCGACACAUGGGCAUCAGUACCCAUUUCCAUCUGUAGCUGGUUAUUCAUUUGAAAAUGCCACACAGGCAAAUGCUGCAGCAUACUCCUACCCUCAUACAAACCCUCAGAUGCAGAAUCUUGCUCCAUUUUCAAGUGUAAUGGCAUAUACAAAUUCUUUACCAAGUAAUUUAUUGGCAUCAUCUGUUCAACCCGUGCGAGAAUCUGAUCUUGCCAACUCACCUUUCCUCGCAACACAAUCAAUGCCCACAAAAUAUAGCAGUGCAAUGUCUUCAAUUAGCGGUCCAACCAUUUCAAUGCCAGAGUCUGUGAAACCGGGUGUCUUCUCCACACCUCAGCCAGCCCCGCAGACCUUGCCCAGCACCAACAUUCCAACAGGCCCCACACAUCCUCAACAUCUUCCCGUCCAUGCAUAUUCCCAGCCAACUCUUCCUUUGGGGCAUUUUACCAACAUGGUUAGCUACCCGUUCCUGCCUCCGAGCUACGCAUAUAUGCCAUCUGCCUUUCAGCAAGCAUAUGCGGGGAACAGUGCUUUCCAUCAAUCUCCAGCAGCAGUACACAGCGGUGGCAUAAAGUAUUCACUCCCACAGUAUAAAAACAGCGUUUCUGUGAGCAGUUUACCCCAGUCUGCUGCUGUCGCUUCUGGAUAUGGGGGCUUAGGAAGUUCCACUAACCUUCCAGGGAGCUAUAUGCUGAAUCCUUCUACCACCCCUCCAAGCACUACAAUUGGCUAUGAAGAUGUCUUAAGCUCUCAGUACAAAGACAGCAACCAUUUUCUCUCUCUUCAGCAGAAUGAAGGCCCCGCUAUGUGGGUCCAUGGGCCAGGUUCCAGAACCAUGUCGGCUGUUCCUGCGAGCACAUAUUAUAGUCUUCAGGGACAGAAUCAGCAGAGUGGGUUCCGGCAAGGUCAGCAGCCCUCGCAUUAUGGAGCCCUUGGGUACCCAAAUUUCUACCAUUCUCAGGCAGGUGUUUCGCAGGAGCAUCAGCAAGCUCCCAACGAUGGGACCCUAAGUUCCUCACAGGGUCCCCCGUCUCAGCAGUCACACCAGAUCUGGCAGCACAGUUACUGAUUGGCUCCGAGUGUCUCCUGGCUUUUCAGGGUGUUGUAGUGAGUUCAAGCAGCCGGUUCAGUGCAUCAUUACGGUUGCCGGUUCAGGGCAUUGUUACGGUUGGAUAAAAAUUAUUUAUAGUGUUGCAGUGUUCGGGUCUGAUCAGCUGUACAUACUAAAGAGAACUUGGCUAGCUGCUGCCCUGUGCCUUGAGAUUGUAUCCUACUCUCAACCGUUGGGUUUGUUUCAACUUAGGCGCACGUGUGACUAAUUUGAGUUUAGUUUUUUUUUUUCUUCUUCUUCUAAGCGAGAAAAUCCUCUCUUGGAUUGUCGCCUCUGUAACAGUUAAAUCUAAAUUAUCUAACUGUAGUAGUUUUCCAUUUUAAAAUUAUCCAACCACGGUUGUUUUCCA